This is a messenger RNA of Gavia stellata (red-throated loon), 1019 nucleotides long. RefSeq names its product RAB24, member RAS oncogene family (gene RAB24). Bases 1 to 612 code for a protein of 203 amino acids. The transcript has 8 exons. The record is from RefSeq and is a predicted model, not a curated record. Gene Ontology annotation, molecular function: GTP binding; GTPase activity. Lineage: Eukaryota; Metazoa; Chordata; Aves; Gaviiformes; Gaviidae.
AUGAGCGGGCGGCGGGUGGACGCCAAGGUGGUGCUGCUGGGGCAGGAGGGCGUGGGCAAGAGCAGCCUGGUGGAGCGCUGCGCCCACCGCCGCUUCCGGCCCGGGCCCUACCAGAACACGAUCGGGGCCGCCUUCGUGGCCAAGGUGAUGUCCGUGGGGGACCAGACGGUGACCCUGGGGAUCUGGGACACGGCUGGCUCGGAGCGCUAUGAGGCCAUGAGCCGCAUCUACUACCGCGGGGCACGGGCCGCCGUCGUCUGCUACGAUCUCACCGACAGCAGCAGUUUCCAGCGAGCCAAGUUCUGGGUGAACGAGCUGCAGAACUGCGAGGAGGGCUGCCGGAUCUACCUGUGCGGCACCAAGAGCGACCUGCUGGAGGAGGACAGGAGGAAGCGGGGGGUCGACUUCCAUGAUGUGCAGGACUACGCCGACGAGAUCAAGGCAGAACUCUUUGAGACCUCCAGUAAGACGGGCCAGAGUGUGGAUGAGCUGUUCCAGAAGGUGGCUGAGGACUACGUCCACUUCACUGCCUUCCAGGAGAUGACAGAGGAGAAGGGUGUCGACCUGGGCCAAAGGAGCGGUGCCUACUUCUACAGCUGUUGCCACCACUGAGACCUCCUGCCAAAAGGGAACCGCUGCUGCUGGCCGCGCAGCCGGCAUGCGCCAGACCCCUCCGGUUUUUUACCUGCUGUGUUUUAGCUGUACAGGCCCGUCCGCAAUGUGGCAGCGGCGUGCAGCCCCGCAGACUGCUCUCCUCCUGGUGUGCGGAGCGACAGAGGGCUGCCCUGCGGUGCCGGGAGCCUCCUGUGGUGCCGGGAGCCGCGGGCCGUCACCCCUGGGGACCCUCUCCCUGCCACCCAGCGUUCCAGCUCCACUUGGAGCUGCUUCCCGGAGUCACUGCUGUGGCCCAGCGGCGGCCAUUAACUUAUUCUCUCGGAGAUGCUGCCUGAUUCUUUGCAGAUUUAUUGAAGCGUCUUCUCUCGAGGUGUACAAUGUAAAUAAAACGCAUUGUGGUCUGA